Messenger RNA from Cornus florida, 870 nucleotides. RefSeq names its product protein Asterix. Gene Ontology annotation, biological process: protein insertion into ER membrane. The transcript has 3 exons. The coding region runs from base 120 to 443 and encodes 107 amino acids. The record is from RefSeq and is a predicted model, not a curated record. NCBI's taxonomy places the organism in Eukaryota, Viridiplantae, Streptophyta, Magnoliopsida, Cornales, Cornaceae. Gene Ontology annotation, cellular component: endoplasmic reticulum membrane. Gene Ontology annotation, molecular function: protein folding chaperone.
AGAUCAGACGGUCUAGCAGAGUAGCAUACUCUAUUACUCUGGCCCAGCUCAUAUUUGGCCCGGAAGAGACCGUAGUUUUUGCUGUGUCUGUCAAAGAAGAGAUCGAUCGGAGCUCAGAGAUGUCGUCGCAUAAUAAUUCAUCUUCGGCGGCUAACGAUCCACGACAACCGUCGACGGCGAAGCCCUACGUGGCUGCGAUGGUGGCUCCGCAAGAUUUUCCUAUUGAUUAUUCUGGUUUCAUCGCCCUCAUAUUCGGCAUCGCCGGCGUCAUGUUCAGGUAUAAACUUAGCUCGUGGCUAGCUAUCAUAUUCUGUGCCCAAUCCCUUGCCAACAUGAGGAGCCUGGAAAAUGACCUUAAACAGGUCUCCAUGGCGAUGAUGUUUGCCGUUAUGGGAUUGGCUACGAACUACUUUGGGCCUGCUCGACCGGGAACACAAAGCUAGGAUUCCUUAGAUUAUGAAUGAAGAAAUGGCAGUAUAACCGGCCCCUUUACAUUGAAAGCAUUUUGAUUGUGAUUUUCAUCUGCGAUGUUCUCUGUUUAGUACAUUUAGUGGGAAGGACUACAAAACUCUCUACGGAGGUAGUUGUUAUGUUACCUUCCACAAUUGAUGGAUUGAAUGAAAUCAAAGUCAAUUGGUAACAAACCAUUAAUAUCUGUUGCAUUGCUGUUUGAUAUUCGAUAGCCCAUUACGGUGUUGCAUUGGUUGUUGAUAUUCGAUAGCCCAUUACCGUGCUUGCUGAAACUAGUGACUACAUUGCCUAUAUGACAUGUCUAUCAUCAAAUCAUUUAAUGUUGUUGUGAUACAAAUAAUUGUACGAAUAGUCAUGUUAGGUUAUCAGAAGCUUUAAUCUUGGCAAUAUUCUGUUUAA